Messenger RNA from Alternaria novae-zelandiae, 519 nucleotides. RefSeq lists its product as uncharacterized. The record is from RefSeq and is a predicted model, not a curated record. Lineage: Eukaryota; Fungi; Ascomycota; Dothideomycetes; Pleosporales; Pleosporaceae. Bases 1 to 519 code for a protein of 172 amino acids. The transcript has a single exon.
AUGACAGAAGCAACCCCUAAAUCAAACGACUACUACGCCCCACCCUCCUCCACUCCCGACACACCCCCAACCUACCCCUCCACCACAUCCUCCCCACCAACCUACACAACCGUCGCCCGCGCCCUAACCACCCUCUCGGAAGGCGACCCGGACGAAACAAUCCCCGUCCCCAUGAUCACACGCACCCUCGCCUUCUCCCUCCACAACUACAACCCCUUCUCGCGCAAACAAGGCGAAGUGCGUCAAUCGAUAAUAAUCCGGCAAAUGAAGCGCUCCUACUACAAUGCACAUUAUGCCAAGGACGCGGAGGGGAAUUUCGUGGGCACGGGAACUCCAGCGCCGGAUCUGGGAUUGGUUUUUGUGCCCGGGAAGGGGAGUAGUGAGGAUAUGCUUAAGCAGGCGAAUGAGGUUGCGCUGGAGGUGCAGAGAAGGAGGGGGAAGGGGAUUGGCAAGUUUGGGAUGCCGCAGGAUGGUCCGGAGGGGGCUAUGAUGGGGGUUUCGCUGCCGGGGGGUAUGUGA